Molecule: messenger RNA, 1421 nt
Organism: Phalaenopsis equestris
Lineage: Eukaryota; Viridiplantae; Streptophyta; Magnoliopsida; Asparagales; Orchidaceae
Product: nipped-B-like protein B
Exons: 3
Coding region: 388-1413 (341 amino acids)
Source: RefSeq, a predicted model, not a curated record
CGCAAAUUUUUCUCGGUUCAAAACCACCAUCGCCUUCGUGAGCGGAUCCUCCCGAUACGGUCGCGCCUAGAGCUAGUCGGCAAGGCAACGACAGGAUCCCGGCGUGCAGAGACCACCGGAACUUCCAUUUUUCUCAUCCUUCCACUCCGCUCCAGUCAGAAAACAUCGAGGAAGCGUGGGUGAGUAGCGUUGGUGGCUUGCAACGGGCUGCUAGCAUGGCUUGCGGCGGGCGGCUGGUUGGGCAUGCGACAAUAGGCAUAACUAGCGGCGGCAACCAACAACAAUACUUUACAUAGAGCAUUGAAGUUGAGAUCAGGCAUCAAUUUCAAGGGAAUUUUGAAAGAUUCAGCUCAAACUUUUUAGUUUCGGGCUUUGAACAAUUUUAUUAUGGCAGAGGAGGAAGCAGUACAAUCCAGUGAAUGGCAAGGUGAGGAAGAAAAUGUCAGAAAUGAUUUCUCCAAAAGAAUUAGGAGGAGUCAAAGAGCUUAUGAUCAUAAUGAGAUGGAAAUAGACAAUGAAACAGAGAAAUCAAGGGAAGCGAGAAAGCUUGAUAGCAAGGAGAUGAGGAAAGAAAGGCGGAAAGAAAAAGACUACGGAGGUAAGGACAAGGACAGGUCGAAGCAAAGGGAAAAAGAGGAUAUUUUAGGUAGAGACAUGGACAAACAUGGUUCAAGGGAAGGGAGGGGUGGUAGUAGAGAGAAAGGGAAGGAAGAGAAGGAUGAUUAUGGUAAGGAGAGGGAGGAGCUUGGGUUGGACAAAGAAAAAAAUAGAGACAAGGUUCGCGAGAUGGAUUAUGAUCGAAUAAAGCCUCGAGAAGAUAGAGAAAAUAGAAGAGAAAAAGAUAGAGGGAAAGAACAUGAAAAGGGCAAAGAUAUUGAUCAUAACAAAGAGCAAAGCAUUAAUAAGGAAUGUGAUGUAGGUCGAGGUCAUGUGAAGGAUAAAGGAAGGGAAAGAAAAGUCAAAGAAAGGGAAUGUGAUAGGGAUAAAGGUAUUGAUCGUGGUAAAGAGCGCAGCUUUGACAAGGAGCAUGACCAAACCCGUGGUCAUUUGAAGAAUAGAGCAAGGGAGGUUCAAAAGGAGAAAGAGGUUGAGAGGAAUAGAGGAUUGCAUCAUGAGCGUGAGCAUGGGAGAGAUAGGGACAGGGUACAUGAUCAUCAUAAGGAUCGAGACAAAAAUUGGGAGAGUGAUAGAGAUAAAGAACAUGAUAAGAGCAAAAUUUCUUAUAGAGACUACAAUAAGGAGAUUGAUAAAGAGUUAGAGAGAGAUAGAGUGAAGGAGAAAGAUCGUGAAAGGGGAAAGGACAGAGAAAAGGUAAAGGACAAAAAGAGAAAAACCAAAAGAUCGAGAAGAGAAGGACAAGGGCAAGAAAAAGCACAGAGAGAAGGAAGAGGAUGUAGUCAUAGAUCAAGAUAAAUCAAGAG